ACGAUUGGUCCGUUCGGCUGCAAUAUCUGCUUGCUGACCAAAACGGGCGAUUCCAGUUGCCAGUUUCCGUACGACAUUCGAGCUGGUUAGAGGUAUUACAGCGCAUGAAACGUAUACGAGCGUUCAAACGAAAGUGAAGACGGAACGGCGCUUACGACAAAGUGGCAAAGCAGUGUAAAUAACUUCAUUAUGAGCAUCGUGCAAUCUUCUGAAUAGUAAAAAAAAAUCUUAAGUUGAGCUUAAAAAUACUGACUUAAAAUAUAAAAAUAAGUAAUAAAUACACAUACCUGUUCACCGAGUUGCAUACAUUAAUUCUAACCAAAAAGAAGAGUCAUUCCAAUUGCUGCAAGUUAUGAUCACGCACUGUUUUCUUAGUCAUGGCCUCGCGCAUGAAUCUUACUCAUAUUGCGGGCUCAUGCGGGUCGCGUAAAUUUUUCUAAUUUUACACCAACAAACAACCAACAAACAACGUUUCCUUGUGCGCGCAAUCAAUUCUACAACCGUCGUCAGCCGUCGUGGUCCAGCCAAUCCAAUUAGCAUCCAAAUGCACAACAUAACGCCGUCAUUCGACACCCAAAUAAACGCCAAACUGCGAAACUGUGAAAUCUAAAGCGUUUAACAAUUUUCCAUUCGCUUAGAAAUGUGAGUGGUUUAGUGUGAAAACGACAAAUUCUUAUCGUUAUAUAUAUUUUUUAUAAACAUACAUUCAUAAAUAAAAAAAUAUAUGAUUUCUUUAGCAAUAAGAAAGUGCACAUUCACACAAAAAUACAAACGCGUAAAUUUAUUUUGCUAAAAGUGCCCAUGUGCUGUGGUAGUUGUCGUAAAUUUGUAGUGUGAUGAUGCGAUUGCCAGACGCACACACAAAAACUCUACGAAGAAAUGUGGAAAAAUCGUAACAAGUUCUUAAUAUUUUUGCUUUGGAUCAUGGAAAUAAGAUUAGUAUCCAGUUUCACGUCAGCCAUACUUUGUUCCCGCAUACCAGGCCUUACACCCCAACAACGGCAGCUGUGCAGCGAAUCGCCGGAUGCACUAAUCGCCUUGGGUGAGGGUCACCAGAUGGGCGCUUAUGAGUGUCAGUAUCAGUUUCGCGGCCACCGUUGGAAUUGCUCACAAGUGUGGCAAGAAGGUGUUUUCGCGCACGUCAUGUUUGUCGGCUCCCGUGAGGCGGCUUUCACCUACGCCAUCGCCAGCGCCGGAGCUGCGCACUCAGUGACGGCAGCUUGCGCGCGUGGCAAUAUUUCGUUAUGUGGCUGCGACAUGCGCCACAAGCCCACCAGUGCGCGACGUGCCGGCGGCGACUUCGACGCCAGCGAUCUGCAAUCGGACACGCAGCCAUGGAAGUGGGGCGGCUGUUCGGCGGAUGUCGAUUUCGGCAUGAAAUUCGCACGCAAGUUUCUCGAUGCACGCGAAAUCGAAGGCGAUGCGCGCACGCUGAUGAAUCUGCAUAAUAAUCGCGCCGGUCGGAAGCUAGUUAAGAAUCUGCUGAGGACGGAGUGCAAGUGCCACGGCGUGAGCGGCUCUUGUGUGAUGAAGACGUGUUGGAAGAGCCUGCCAACGUUUCGGCAGAUCGGCGAAGUCCUAAUGCGUAAAUACAAUAAAGCCAAACACGUGCAAGCCAUCAAAGGCAAACAUGGACUGAAAUUAGUAUUAAGCAAGAAGAAUCGCUUCGGUAAGCAGGUUCAUGUGCCGAAGCGUAUGGAGCUCGUUUAUCUCCAAGCUUCGCCGAAUUAUUGCGAACGCAAUGUGCAAUUGGGUACGCUCGGCACGGCAGGGCGCUUUUGCAAUCGUACCUCGAAUGGACCUGAAAGCUGUGAUCUAUUGUGCUGUGGGCGUGGCUACAAUACGCGUCAGGUGCGGCGCGGUAAUCGGUGUCGUUGUCGGGUGAACUGUUGCUAUAAUGUGACGUGUGAUGUGUGCGAGGAGAGCUACGAGGAGUUCACGUGUAAAUAAUUAUGAAUUAAGCAAAUCCAAAUUAAGCAAAUUAAUUAGUUUUUGUAGAAAAAAGUGUUACGUAAUUAAAGCCAACGUUCGAUGCUGAAUAAGUGUCUUAUUUAUAAUUAUUUUUUAUAUUUUUUUACCUUUGUAAGACAUUCGCUAUA
Molecule: messenger RNA, 2099 nt
Organism: Ceratitis capitata (Mediterranean fruit fly)
Lineage: Eukaryota; Metazoa; Arthropoda; Insecta; Diptera; Tephritidae
Gene: Wnt2
Product: protein Wnt-2
Exons: 6
Coding region: 880-1950 (356 amino acids)
Biological process (GO): multicellular organism development; positive regulation of JNK cascade; cell fate commitment
Cellular component (GO): extracellular region
Molecular function (GO): frizzled binding; cytokine activity
Source: RefSeq, a predicted model, not a curated record